AACUAGCGUGUUCACAUAAUGUAUUCAGGCACUUUCUGGGAACCCUACUCGAUCUUCGUCAAGCUGUUUAAGGACCACAGGAUGUCCAUGCUUGCUGAGCCCCGGAGGAAACAGAAGUGGUCUGUUGACCCCAGGAACAGCGCCUGGAGUAAAGAUGACUCCAAGUUUGGCCAGAAGAUGCUGGAGCGAAUGGGCUGGUCCAAAGGCAAGGGCCUGGGCAGAAGUGAGCAAGGCUCCACUGACCAUAUCAAAGUAAAAGUUAAAAACAACAACUAUGGUCUUGGAACCAGUGCCAGCUAUGAGGAUAACUGGAUCGCCCACCAGGAUGAUUUCAAUGAGCUUCUUGCUCAGCUGAACAACUGCCAUGGUCAAAACAACCAACAACCCAGCACUGAAGCUCCACCAGAGGAGCAGAAAGGAUUCAGCUUGGAGGAGAAGUCCAAGACAUCCAGAAAGAGGGUCCAUUACAUGAAGUUCACAAAAGGGAAGGAUCUGUCCUCCCGUACUGAAACAGACCUUAACUGUAUAUUUGGGAAGAGAGGAAGAUCUGCGAACGACCAAGAGCAGGAGAGCAACAGCAGUGAUUCCCAGGGGGAGCCACAGGAGGGUUUUACUCCUGCUACUUCUGAGCUGGAUACAGAGUCCAUCACCAAGACUGUGAAAAGUACUCUCAAUAUGCAGGAGUAUUUCGCACAGCGAAUGGCUCAGUUGAAGAAGGCUCGUGGACAGGCCCAUAGUACAGCACCCUCAGUGGAGGCAGAGGCCAGUGAGACAUCAAGUCCAUCCAAAGAACUCAGUCCCAUCCGCAGCAGCAACCAUGACUCAGAAGAGCCUAAAAAGAAAAAGAAGAACAAAAAGUCUGCAUAUAAGCUGGAAGUGGCAGAAGAGAACGAUACCGCUCCCAUUCUAAUAGAGGACGAUGAUGACCAACAGCUGGAGCGUCCGGGGAAAAAGACGAGAAAGAGGAAAGUGGUUGAAAACGAAGGAGACCAGAACUGCAAGGAGCUGCCUCUGUCCAAGAAGAAGGUUAAAAAACACAAUAAGGAAACUGAGCUACUAAACGGACAUGGGCCAACUGAGGACCAAAAUGUUGAAUCUGAGGUUGGUCAGAAAAAGAAGAAGAAACAGCGAAAGGAGGUGGACGAUGUAGUAAAAGAGGAGAAAGAGCAGCUGGUUGGGAAGAAAUCUAAGAAGGACAAAAAAAAGAAAAAGAAACAUCAAGAAUAGGGUGGAGUUAAUAUCAUUGGGCCUCUAAUCACAUCAGUCCUUUAGCCUUCAGGGGGACGUGGUACUCCCAUAAACAUGAUCAUGGGGGCCACACAUGAAUUGAUUAAUUGCCUUCAUGAGCAAAUCAAAUGUCUUAUGUAUAUAUAAGAUCUAAUAACCUGUUCAGAGGAGAAAAGGGAGGUUAGACAUUUGAUCACAUUAAAAGCCUUGACGCUACUGUUGGCCACUGGGAUGCAUUGAUGCAACAGAUGUUAACAUACCUCGAGUUAAAGGAAGUUUGACAUUUUGGGUAAUACUCCUAUUUUUAAUCAAACAUGACAUCACGUGUUAAUUAGUGAGCUUUAGAGGUGGUGCCCCCCACCCCCCCACGUGAGAGUGGUAUCAAUCUACUCAUCCAACUCUGAGUAAAGAAGAAAAUAUGCACAUGUUGAACUAUGCCUUUAAUCUAGUAGAUCAGUUUCUCUAUAUAUUACUCCACAAUCUGUAAAAUGUAUUAAUACAGACAUCAGAAGUUGACAUACUUUUUUAAAUGAGCUUUUGUGUCCAUCAAAUUUACAAAUAAUUAGAGCUGGCAUGUGUCUAAAUGUGAAUAAAAGUGGUCCAAAUUCCAAAAUACUACCAAACCAUUUAAGACAUAUGGGUUAUUUUAUGUUAUGCAAACAAUAUAUCUAUAUGUGUUUUACUACUUUUGUGUCUUACCAUCUAAUAUGCAUCAGCGUUACUAAUUAUUUAAGUAGAAUUUCAUAGUGGAUUUUAUUAUUUUGCCAGCAGUUAGUGUUGACCAUCUUUGUCCAAUUCUUUGGACAAUAGAUAUUUCCUUGUGAAAUUAAGCCCUUAAUUUUUUUGUUCUUUGUAAAAACAGAAGCAUUCAGAAAUUAAUAGUCUUUUUGAUGUUAUAUGACUUUACAAAUCUGAAUGGAAGCACUCUGGUGAUGUUUUGCUGGAAAACUUUUGUCUGACACAUUCAUGAGCUGUAAGAAAACAGGAAAAUGUUGGUGCUUUAACAGGAUCAGAUCACUUUUUGAAUAAAUCCAAAUAGCCAUG
Molecule: messenger RNA, 2271 nt
Organism: Micropterus salmoides (largemouth bass)
Lineage: Eukaryota; Metazoa; Chordata; Actinopteri; Centrarchiformes; Centrarchidae
Gene: pinx1
Product: PIN2 (TERF1) interacting telomerase inhibitor 1
Exons: 7
Coding region: 19-1227 (402 amino acids)
Biological process (GO): regulation of ribosome biogenesis
Cellular component (GO): nucleolus
Molecular function (GO): telomerase inhibitor activity; nucleic acid binding
Source: RefSeq, a predicted model, not a curated record